Molecule: messenger RNA, 2000 nt
Organism: Hippocampus zosterae (dwarf seahorse)
Lineage: Eukaryota; Metazoa; Chordata; Actinopteri; Syngnathiformes; Syngnathidae
Product: relaxin-3 receptor 1-like
Exons: 1
Coding region: 157-1227 (356 amino acids)
Biological process (GO): G protein-coupled receptor signaling pathway; immune response
Cellular component (GO): membrane
Molecular function (GO): G protein-coupled receptor activity
Source: RefSeq, a predicted model, not a curated record
AAAUGGUGCUGCGGCGGGGCGCAGAGCAGUCGACGGGAAGUCGGGUUGCCGGGCAGCUGUCCAGCGGAGCCGAAGUCGGCUCCGAAGCGCCGAUAUGAGCGGCGGCCGGUUUGCGCGGCCGCGGUGAGCGUCCGAGAGCAGCGACCGCAGCGUCCGAUGGCGGCAGAGUGGCAGAGCGGCAACGCGAGCGCGCGGUGGAACGCGUCGGCGGCGGCGGAGGACGCGCCGGCGGACGGCUUGACGGCGCUGCGCGUGCUGGUAUCGGCGGUGUACUUGGUGAUCUGCGCGGGGGGGCUGCUGGGAAACUUGCUGGUGCUGGCGCUCGUCAAGCCGCGCGGCCCCGGCGGCGCCGCCGCCGUCGACGUGUUCGUCGUCAACCUGGCCGUGACGGACCUCGGCUUCGCUCUGACGUUGCCCUUCUGGGCGGCGGAAAAGCUCCUGGACUUCAGCUGGCCCUUCGGUCACGCCAUGUGCAAGGUGGUCUUGAGCGCCACGGUGAUGAACAUGUACUCCGGCGUUUUCUUCCUCACCGCCAUGAGCGUCGCGCGUUACCGCUCCAUGGCGCGGGCGCUGCCGCCGCGCCGCGGCCGGCGACGACGCGGCCGGUCGGCGGGCUGGGCGGCGGGCGCGCUGUGGGCGGGCGCCGCCUUGGCCGCGACCCCCGCCGCCAUCUUCUCGACGGUGCGCCGCGUGGCCGGGGAACGUCUUUGCCUGCUGGGUUUCCCCGAAGGCGGCGCCUGGCUGGCGCUCUACCACGUGCAGAAGAUCCUGCUGGGCUUUGUGCUGCCGCUGGGCGUGGUGUGCGCCUGCUACCUGCUGCUGCUGCGACUGCUGCGCGGGCGCGGCGCCGAGCGGCGGCGCCGACGCGCCCGCGUCACCCGCUCCGUCACCAUCGCGGUGAUGUCCUUCUUCCUGUGCUGGAUGCCCAACCAGGCCGUGACUUUGUGGGGCGUCCUGGUCAAGUUGAACCUGCUCCAGUGGGACGGCGCCUACUACGCGGCGCACACGUACGCGCACCCCCUCAGCGUGUGCCUGGCCCACGCCAACAGCUGCCUCAACCCGCUGCUCUACUGCCUGCUGCGCCGCGAUUUCCGAAGCCGCCUCAAGCGGCUGUGGAAGACGGCGCGGCUGGCCGCGGGACGCCACGCGCGCCCCGGCGGGAUUCCGCUCGCCGACGCGGAGAACAGCAAAGACCGCCGAGAGCCGCCGAGAGCCGAACUCGAUUGAGCCGAGGCGCGCGUCGAGGCGCCUCCGCUUCCUAGUUGGGCCGAUUCAGACUUGGGCCACCAGAUGGCGCCAGUGAACGUCACAACAUCAGUUCGUGAGCUCCCGUUUUUCUCACAGCUUUUUGUGCCGCUAUUUCCGACGGAGAGCCUGACGAUGUCCACUGAAUUCAAGCUUGAAAUCAUGAAAACACGAGCCCGGUGCGCGUGCGGGCAACUUGGCGAGAGGCAGAAACGUCGUACUUUGAGCAUACGUGCUGUCCUGAAGGCCAAGGUCUUCUUCAGUGGCUGCAGUGCUUGCCACGAGCCUCCGAAUGUUUUGAAGUGCAUUACGAAAACCGUGACCCAAGUUUAAAAUUCUGCUUUCAACGGAGGUGAAACCCUUUAAAAAAAUAAAUCUUAACCGUAGUUGAAAACGUUACUUUGUACUGCCAGCCCUUUGAAACCCUUCUUUGAACUCGGUUGUUCGUGGUUGGGUUCUGAGAUUUGCUUUGUUUGUUGUGUUAGUCUAGUUGUCUCCAAAAAUUCUAACUUGGUCACACUAAUAUUUGUGCGCACUGACCAACUUGAGAUCGAAUAGACUUGAGGACCGGGACGAUUUAGCCAAAUUAUGUUUAGCAUCCCCGAGGCUGGGAGCAUAUAAUGUCCUGUAUUUAACAGUUGCCCGAAGAUGGCCAUUUUCUUAUAGUCCUAUAUUCUUUGACAUGCACAAAACUUGGACGAUCGAGAGUUAAAAGUUAAUAAUAUAAUAUAAUUAACUGAAACUGAAGAGGAGGU